AUUAUACAACCUAUAAAUGCAAUAAGACAGUUGAGAAAAUAGCCUCUAAAUUUAAAGCAAUUCACAUAGAAAACUUGCCUAUAUAAACAUGGCAUCUUAGUCUUUCAUUUCACAUCAUAUAAAUUAAGGAGAAAAAAUGGCUAGUACCCAGGGAAAGCUUGAAGUAGAUGUUGAAGUUAAGAGUAAUCCAGAUAAGUUCUGGAGUAGCAUUAGGGAAUCUGAUAAGGUAUUUCCUAAAGCUUUCCCUGAGCUUUACAAGAGCAUUGAUAUCCUUGAAGGUGAUGGUAAAGCAGUUGGCUCGGUUCGUCUCGUUAACUUUGCUGAAGGUUUCCCCUUUGUUACAAAAUCCAAGGAGAAAGUAGAAGCCGUGGACGAAGAGAACAAAACGGUGUCGUACUCGGUGUUGGAAGGAGAAGUUCUUAACUUCUACAAGAGUUUUAAGGCACAUCUCACAAUAAAACCAAAGGAAGAAGGAAGUUUGGUAAAGUGGUCUUGUGAGUUUGAGAAGUCGACAGAGAAUGCUCCUGAUCCUGAAACUGUUUUUAAGGAUUUUGCUGUUAAAACUUUCCAUGAUCUUGAUGCCUAUCUACUUAAGGCUUAAUUGAUUAUUAUCCCUUAAUCAUACUUUAAAAUUUAUCUAAGUUUAAAACUAUAUAUCCAAUAAUUAUGUUUGUUUAAGAUAUUUAUGUAAUGAGUACUUCAUGUUAAUGAUUAUAUUAUUAUGGAGGAUUAAUUAUCAAUCUUACUAUAUGGGUUGUAAAGGAAUUAAAUGAUCUGAUUAUAAUGUACUGUUAAUUUUAUAAGUACAAGACUAGAUUUAUUAUUUAUUA
This is a messenger RNA of Amaranthus tricolor (Joseph's coat), 830 nucleotides long. Its product is annotated as MLP-like protein 423. Bases 137 to 601 code for a protein of 154 amino acids. Gene Ontology annotation, molecular function: abscisic acid binding; protein phosphatase inhibitor activity; signaling receptor activity. The transcript has 2 exons. The record is from RefSeq and is a predicted model, not a curated record. Gene Ontology annotation, biological process: defense response; abscisic acid-activated signaling pathway. Lineage: Eukaryota; Viridiplantae; Streptophyta; Magnoliopsida; Caryophyllales; Amaranthaceae.